Messenger RNA from Helobdella robusta, 1431 nucleotides. RefSeq lists its product as hypothetical. The transcript is spliced from 2 exons. Bases 1 to 1431 code for a protein of 476 amino acids. Lineage: Eukaryota; Metazoa; Annelida; Clitellata; Rhynchobdellida; Glossiphoniidae. The record is from RefSeq and is a predicted model, not a curated record.
AUGGAUUCUUACAAAGAAACAACCACCAUUAUAACUGCGACUACUUCUACUACUGCUGCUUCUGCUACUGCUACUACAACUACUACUACUACUACUAAUAAUAAUAACAAUAAUAAUGAUAAUAUUGAUGAUGAUAAUAAUGAUAAUAAUGAUACGCCGUGCAAAUCUGUGCUAAGUCUAUUGAAAUCCAGCUGCCUGGGUCGAGAUUCGUUCAUGAAAAAUUCUAAAUCAUUACUAUCAUUUAUAAGAACAUCCUCAUCGUCUCCAUCACCUCCAUCAUCGUCAGCGUUGACUAUAUUAGCAGCUGCUACAGUAGCCACAACUUCAUCAUCAUCGUCGUCGUCGUCAGCCACAACAACAUCAGCAUCAGCAGCGUCGUCAUUAUCUUCGCUACGGUUAUCCUCGCCAACAACAACAGCAACAAAAAUAUCAUCAUUAAAAGCAACAAUAUCGUCGUCGUCUUUGCCAUUAAUUAAGUUAGAGUCUAAUGAUGAUGUUGUUGUUGAUGAUGAUGUUGUUGUUGAUGAUGAUGUUGUUGUUGUUGAAUGUGGUGUUAGUAAUGAUCCUGACAACAUAGAUACUGCUAAAAUUACAAAUAGUGCCAACCACGUCAGCCAAAAAAUUGCAAAAAGCAACAGUUACAAUCACGAUAAUGAUAGCAUUUACAAUGAUGACGAUACUGAUAAUGAUGAUGGCUCUGUUGGUGAUGAUGAUGAUGAAGACGGUGAUGAUAAUGAUGGUGGUGGUGGCGUUGAAAAGGCCGGUGACGACGACGACGACGAUGUUGGCCCUCUUAUUGUGUUGGUGUGCAGUUCAACGAACGCUGCUAAAUCUGACAGUGUAAUCCCACAUAAUCUCAACAACAGCAACAACAUCAACAACAACAACGUCAACAACAACAUCAACGUCAACAACAACAUCAACAACAACAGUAUCUGCAACAUCUAUAAAAAUGACAUCAACUCCAGCAAAAGCAGAAACGCCAAGAUGAAAAGUCGAAAAUGCAAGGAGAAAAAUAAUACCGACACUAAGCUUGCUGCUAGUAAAAAAUUGCCUCACAUUAACAACAACAUUGGCGUAUCUAUAAACAUCGACGACAACAACAACAGCAACAACAUCAACAACAACAACAACAACAAAACUAACAGCUCAGUAACAACAACAACAGCAUUAACAACAUACAUUCCGACAAACGCUCCCACAGAAACAACGACAAAUAACACACCAACAACAUCACUUACAUCAACUGCCACAACGUCAAUCACGUUUACAACAUCAACAACUUCAGCAACAACAAAAUCUUUGUACGGCCCAAUGGCAGCCCUGAAGGCCACCUCAACACCCCCUAACUCGCCCACGACAGUACAAGUUGAUAACAGAGAACGACGUGCAGCUAUGCCGUCUGAACCACACGAAGACGGUCGUCAGUAA